CAGUCAGUCAGUCAUUUUGGUAUCUUCCUUACCUACCUAGGUAGGUAUUCAAUUACGGAGUAGAUAUUUGAACACCACCUAUCCAGCUCUCCUCCCUCGGCAGGGUAGGAAAUUUGGAUUGGGAUCAUUUGACUUGAGAAGGAUUUUUUUUUUCCCUUUUCUUUCUCGGAAAUCUCGCUUACCUUUCUACCCACCUACCGGCCCGCCUCACCCAAUAUGCUGGCACUGAGACAAUAAAACAGCCUCGUCUGCUUCGUAUGCGCCUGUUCAUGUGAUGCAGCCCGGUCAUGGAGAUACGCCCGCGAUUUAGACCAUGUCGGGUGCCAUCCAAGAUCGCCUAGCACAAGUGCUUGGGCGCACCAGUAUCGCCGCACAUGCGCGCUACAUUAUUCCGGCGCUGCUAUUAACCGUGGCCGCGUCGGCGCCCUUGUUGAUAUACAAGCGGCGAUCAAUAAAUGCUGGCUCGUCGCAAAAUGCCGGCGACGACAAUCUCUAUCCAGAUACAGACCCUGAAGGCACCGAUCCGCCGCUUCUGCAAAAGCAUUCCGAGAUCAAGUCAUACCAGACAUCGCGCUUUACGUACCCCGGUAUCCGCAUUUUCUACCGACGCCAUCCCAAAGUGGACCAGUUACCAUCCACGCCUUCUCCCAUACCCCUCCUCGUCUUCGUUCAUGGUCUGGGCGGAAGCGCUGCCCAAUUUACCUCACUUUUGACGAGCUUGAUCCACGUCUCGUCAUGUUUGGCGAUCGACUUGCCCGGCUGUGGCCUUUCUGAAUUUGCGCCAAAAGACUGGGGUGCCUACAGGACUGAGGCGCUACUGGAACUGCUCGACAAGAUUAUCCAAGACUACCGCGACAAGACAACCGAUCAGGAUGUGGUCUUGAUCGGGCAUAGCAUGGGUUCUGCUCUUGCUGCGCGCCUGGCCAGCAAGACAGUUCCCAAACCUGCGUCUCUAUCCAGGCAUGUUGUCGGUCUUGUGGCUAUAUGCCCGCCCUCGGAGCCGCCGCCGGCGAAGCAAGCCGGUCUGGCUCGUAAAUUUCUUUCGAUCCCCACCCCUAUUUUGGAUUUAUACCGAGCUUGGGACCGGAGAGGCGGCUUGGAGAGUGCUAGUGUCUCUAGAUUCGUCGGCGCUGAUGCCAGUAAAGAGACCAAGAAACUGCAGUAUCGCUUCAACUGCCAAAGCAGAACACCUGUGUGGCGGCGUAUGGCAUACGGCUUUCUUCCUACAUACCACAAUGGGGACACCCACGGUGGUUUCGCCGGUCGAGAGGUCUGGAAAGGCCUCAAAAUACCGGUUUACCUCAUAGCAGGACGUGACGAUCAUAUCACGAAGCCAAGUGAUGCUGAGAGGAUACGCGAAUGGCUUUCAGAGGAUGUAGACACGACGGCAUCACCUCGAGACGGUCCCAUUAUCGUGGAUAGUGCUGCUCCUUUGGAGAUUCCCAUAGAGCGCCACGAUGCUCAGAGCAAAUCUCGGAUUGAAGACCUUACCGAUGAAGACUUUCAGCGAGCCCGACAUAGAGUAAGUCUGGACGACCUUCAGGAGGACCCCUCAACACCUCGUGAAGGGUCUACCGAAAUACCAACGUCACCCUUGCGGCCCAGGAGGUCUGUGGAACUCAUAAUCUUGCCAUCGCCGGCGACACACGCCCUUCUCUACGCACCGUCAACGGCGCGCGUCCUAGCAGGCCUGGUGUCGGACUUUCUAAGCACGAGCAUCAGUGGUCGCCUCUCACUCGGCUGGCAGCUCCAGUACCUUUCCAAGGAGGGAAAGUGGGACGUCAAGAACUUGGCCAAGUGGAAAAACGUAGAGCCAGUCUCUGACCCGAUAGCGGGGAUAUUCAGAGCUAUGAAGACUCUGCGCGAGGUCGACGAGACUCAUUCCCCGAAGGCUUUCGUUGAAAAUUGGGGCCAUAGCAUCAGGGACAUCAUCGACAUAUCACAUGACACGCCGGUCUAUGAUCCGGCUGGACUUGAGGCUGGCGGCAUCCGAUACCACAAGUUCCCGUCCGUGUCCAAAAUACCGCCUACCCCCGAAGAGGUUGAGGCCUUUAUUGCUCUUGUCGACAAGGUGAGGGCGGAACAACGGGAGAAGUUCCAAGGGGAUUUGAAGGCUGCGGUUGCUGUACACUGUCACUAUGGUUUCAACCGGACAGGAUUCUUCAUCGUAUGCUAUCUUAUUGAGCGCGCCGGCUUUGGCGUACAGGCCGCCAUUGACGAAUUUGCCCGUGCGAGACCUAAAGGCAUUCGGCACCAACAUUUUCUCGAUCAGCUUUUUGUGCGCUACUCAUCACUGGAUUCGAGAAGAAAACAGGAGCAGUGAAAGAAGCCCGACCAGUCACCCGUUGCGCUUGGCGUUGCAGUGCCUCCGUUGAACUCGAGAUUCGCCGGACUUAUUCUCGGUAUUGAGACUGUUGACUAGGGACUGGGGGAAAAACUAAUCCAAAGUACGAUACCUGUUAUAUUUAUACCCUUUUUUUUUCUUGGAUGGAGCGCCAGGAAUACACUGCUACAUAACAGAGGAGUUGAUAUCUGGAUGGAAUUCUAGCACCAGUCAUCCGUUCCCAAGGCCUCCGUGCCAUAGAAGUGACGUAGUAUGCAAAUCGCAAAGCGUCUUAAACCAGGGCCUUGGGCACACGAAACAUUUGCCGGUCCUUAGAGAAUAUCAUGUAUCUCUGGCAGGUCUAAAGCAAGCAUCG
Pyricularia grisea is the source of this 2699-nucleotide messenger RNA. RefSeq lists its product as uncharacterized. The coding region runs from base 314 to 2323 and encodes 669 amino acids. Lineage: Eukaryota; Fungi; Ascomycota; Sordariomycetes; Magnaporthales; Pyriculariaceae. Gene Ontology annotation, molecular function: mRNA guanylyltransferase activity; protein tyrosine/serine/threonine phosphatase activity. The transcript is spliced from 3 exons. Gene Ontology annotation, biological process: dephosphorylation; 7-methylguanosine mRNA capping. The record is from RefSeq and is a predicted model, not a curated record.